AACCGUAAGGUAGGCCAACAGUGUAACUGUGGAAAUAACACUUGCGAACCACCGUCUGGUACAGUGGAGGUCUACACAAUCAACUACAACCCCUCUCGAACUCGUUCUUUGUGAGUUACCCGAAGAAAGUCACAAAUCUCAUCAUUCAAAGAAAUAAAGCUUUCGAAGUUCGGAUCCUAUCUCUUUGAAAGUUAUUGGGUGAUAAGAUAUAAAACAUGCCACCCCCUGUUGAGCAAGAUGGCGACAAGAAGCAGCCUCGACCUUUCACAAAGCCCACUCGAGGCGGCUUGGUCUCGGCUGAAUCCCCUUACACUGAACAGUCAUAUAAAUCACCGUAUGUGCCCUCUAACAAUGGUCCUUCGGUCAGGGAUUCUGUACCAGCUCGAGAAAGAUUUGAAACUUCAUCGUCUCUUCCCAAUGGACAGCAGCCAGCGGCUCGUGGACCUUUCGGUGGAGUUGAACCAGCAUUCGAUGUUACAAUAAACUCGGCUCUUCACUCACCAAAGCUACAAUCAAAACAGUUCCCGGUAUACCAAUCAGCUGGACCGCCAUCUCAACGCCCCUCGGCGCCUUUAGUUCCGUAUCAGGUUCAAAGGUCGCCUCAGUUCCAGGCACAGAGAUCAGCCCAGUCUGCACUAAGCUCCUUUUCUCAGCACCGCCAACCUGGACCAUCAUAUCCAACUCAACGACCUGCCCCAUCGACUGUAAGUGGUCAUGGUCACGAUUUUCCUCAGCCACAAAUCCAACAUCAAUAUUAUGAGCCCCAACCUCAAAUGGUUCCAUUCAACUCUCCAGUCCAACAGUUCGCUAGGUCUCACUCUUCGCCUCAUUUCCAGAGUCAAUCUCACCGGGCUUCACACAUUCCGGGACAAAAGCCCUAUUAUUCAAGUCAUAUGGAAGUUGCAACCCCGAAUUAUUCUCACACCCAACAACAAGCUUCCUCCCAGCCCAUACUUUACAGCGCAGAAUCAUCUGUCUAUCCUGCAUCUUCUCCGUCUCCAACUCCUUCCACAGGGGGGCCCUCACGACGAGGCCGCCCGCCAGGAAGUGGAAAAGCUAUCAAGCCAUCUAAGUUAGCCAUAGAGGUACACUCCUCGCCUGUUUCGAAGCGCCGAGGCCGACCUACUCGCAACGCAGCAGAGAAUCCACCCGUCGAUUCCAUGUCCAAAUCAGAAGGCUCGAGUCUCAAAAGACGCGGUCGACCUUUCAAAAGCGCAGAAACUGCGGCGAAAGCCAAAGCCAAAUCUAACGGAGAAUCUGUUGCAAGACGACGAGGACGACCCAUGAAAUCUUCUGAUCAGGUUGACAUUCCAAUUCCGAUGGCUGAGUACGUACCAUUUCUCUGUGAAUGGAGAGGUUGCAAGGCCGAGUUACACAAUUUGGAAACUCUAAAGCGGCAUAUUCAUGCAAUUCAUGGAAGCAAAAAUGUGGAGGGCGUACGGUUUUGUGCCUGGGCGAAGUGUGGUAUUGACGCUAAGGGAGAAGUUGGUGUCGAUUCAGAGCCACCGAUAAUGGGAGGUAGGGAAAUUGCGUUCAAGUCGAGAAAGGAGUGGAAGAAUCAUAUUGAGAAAAGUCACUUGAUUCCCUUCUCAUGGCACAUGGGAGAUGGCCCGAAGGCGACUGUUCUGGAUAUCAAGCCUCCCCCAACAGUCGACCCCUGGCUCCUCGAUAAACAUGGCAAACAAGUAACUCCAUCAGUCGAGAACCUAACUAUCGAAUCCGGCGUAGCAAAGAUAAACAACCAAAAGCGGUGGGCAAAAGAGAAGAGAAAGCUCGAGCUAGCUAUGGAAUCCGAGUCGACUGGCACAUAUAUGAAGACCGAGGCCCAGAUCGUACAAGAAGAGGAAAUGACUGGAACGGGGAGUGGCGAGGGUGAAGCAGAAUUAGAGGUGGGGAUCAGUACCGGAGAUGAUAUUGAGGAAGAGGACGCUGUAAAUAGAGGUGACGAACAAGAUAUGGGCUUAGGAAACGAAGAAAGGGGACAAGAUACGGUUGGCGUAGAGGGCGAGGAAGAUGAUACCGGGUCCGACGAGAUGCUUCUUGAUCAGGACUAAGGGCGGCGUUAUUUGAUUUCAUAGCAUAGCGGGGUAUUACACAGCAUAGCAUUUUGAGGUUCACGUACGGUG
Molecule: messenger RNA, 2126 nt
Organism: Mollisia scopiformis
Lineage: Eukaryota; Fungi; Ascomycota; Leotiomycetes; Helotiales; Mollisiaceae
Exons: 2
Coding region: 216-2054 (612 amino acids)
Source: RefSeq, a predicted model, not a curated record